This is a messenger RNA of Talaromyces marneffei, 936 nucleotides long. RefSeq lists its product as uncharacterized. Bases 1 to 936 code for a protein of 311 amino acids. The transcript is spliced from 3 exons. The record is from RefSeq and is a predicted model, not a curated record. Lineage: Eukaryota; Fungi; Ascomycota; Eurotiomycetes; Eurotiales; Trichocomaceae.
AUGGUCAAACUAACCGUGGUCACCGGUGCCAGUGCUGGCUUGGGGCUAGAAGUCACUCGGCAAUUGUUACAACUGAACAUCUCAACCGUCAUCCUUGCUGUCCGGAAUGUAGCCAAGGGUGAAGGUGUUGUGAAACAGUUACGUGGUGAACCUCGCAUUAAGAGCCACAAUCCCAAUGCCACUAUAAAAGUCAUGGAACUCGACGUCGACAGAUACGACAGCGUACAGCGAUUCGCCAAGCGACUCCGUGACGAAGUCCCUAUCGUCGACAUCCUUAUUCUCAACGCGGGCAUCGGUUUAUUCAAACUCGAACGGAGCCCUAGCGGUCACGAUCGAAUCAUCCAGGUCAAUUAUUGCUCCAAUGCGCUUCUGAUUGCUGAGUUGCUACCAUACCUCGAGGCCUGCGCGGAAAAGACCGGCUCGCCUACCCUCAUCACCUGGGUCGGUAGUCGAACAUAUGAGGCGACGAGUCUCCGGAAGACCCCUCUCCAACCCGACGAACGUAUCCUCGAACAUAUGGACAGUGAAGAAUUCUUCUCCCCAUUCACGAGAUACGGUGAUUCCAAGCUGCUUUGCCUUCUCUUCAUGUACAGUCUUGCGCCUCGACUCAAUCCUAAGAAGGUUAUUAUCAAUAUGCUGUGUCCGGGAAUGGUUCAAACCAACAUGAGUAGUGUGCUCCCUUUCUACCUGCGGGUAGUGGUAAAUACCGUCAAAGCAAUUCGCGCUCGACCUGUGGAGGUGGGAGGCUGGAUCAUUCUCAAUGCGGCCCUGAUUGUAGGGCCUGAAUCGCAUGGAAAGUUCUUUUCUGACAAGGAGAUUACUGUUGACAACGAGUACAUUUCAUCAUCCGCCGGCCAGGAGACACAGAAGAAGCUCUGGGAGGAGACUAUCGCGGAACUUAGCCAGCUCACCACACUUCCACCACAGUUCAAAUAA